CGACGCUCUCGACAGACACCCAACCACUGACGACAAUGGGCAAGAGCAAGGGAAAACAGCCAGCUGGCGGCGACGCGCAGAAGAAGCGCAAGCACGACAAGGUCGAGGAGGCUCCCGCCGCCCUCUUCAGCGCGCCGAAGGACUCUGAGCUCGGCAGCAUCUUUGGCAAGAGUGCCGCAUUCUCCCUCCCUACGCCUGCACGCCCCGCAGCGCUUCCGGUUGCCAGCUCUUCCAAGAUCGCCGAGGAGGUGACACCGAAGAAGGCCAAGAAGGCCAAGGUCGACACCCCCAAGGCCACGCCGAAGAAGGAGGCCAAGGAGGCCGAGCCCGAGGCGAUUGAGGUCGACGAGGAGGUCGUGGAGGGCGAGGACGGCGCCGAGUCGGACGGCUCGGUCGACCUCACCCACGAGAGCCUCAAGGCGCCCAAGCGGAAACGCGAGAAGGCCGCCAACACAAAGUACACGCCGCCUGGCGAGACGCAGGCGGACCGCGACAGGCGUACCGUGUUCGUUGGUAACCUCGACGUUGAGGCGGCCAAGUCCAAGUCCAUCCUCAGCCAGCUCAAGGCCCACCUCCUCACCUUUGCCCCUGCGGCCAAGAUCGAGUCGGUGCGCUUCCGCUCGGUCGCGUUCGCCGCUCCCACAGCUGCGCUGCCCGGAGAGGACGACGAGAAGGAGAAGACGAAGCGCGUGCAGCGUGAGCAGGAGCGUGCGGCCGCGUGGCGCGAGGCACAGGAGGGCAGCUCGACUGGCAAGCCCGGAAACCGCCGUGGUGACGACGAGGUUGUCGACAAGUCCAAGUCGUUCCUCGACUCCAAGGGCAAGCGCAAGGUUGCCUUCAUCAAGAAGGACUUCCACUCUGAGCAGGACUCGUGCAACGCCUACGUCGUGUUCGCCCACGCCCACCCCGACAGGCCAAAGAAUGUCGCGCCCAUCCUUGACCCAUUCGAGGCUGCCGAGAAGGUGCUGGCCGCCAACGGCAGCACGUUCCAGGAGCGCACGAUCCGCGUCGACAUCUUGAGGCUGCCGUCGGCGAUCGGCCUGUCAACAGCUACCAACGCGCUGGGCAAGCGCGACGCCUGGCUCCCGAGCGGAACGGACCCCAAGCAGAGUCUGUUCGUCGGCGGCCUCGACUACGCGGCCAAGGACGAGGAUGUGCGCGCGUUCUUCGAGGGACUGGUCAAGGCGGAGCGUGGUGCCUCGCCCUCGGGCAGCUGGGUCACUGGUGUCCGUAUUGUGCGCGACAAGGAAACGCAGCUGGGCAAGGGUUUCGGCUACGUGCACUUUGUCGACCGCGAGAGCGUCGACGAGCUCAUCGCCAUGCCUUCGGCCAAGCUCAAGUUUGCCAAGAAGCCUCUGCGUGUGCAGUCGUGCAAGACGCUCCCUCCUACAUCAAAGACGCGCCCCGCACCGGCCGCUCCUGCUCCUGGUGCUACUGCUGCUCCUGCCAAGCCCAAGUACGCUGGCAAGGAGCGCAAUGUGCCCUCUGGCCCGAUCCCCCGCGGCAACCCAGCGCUCGGCGACAAGCUCAAGGACCUGUCCAAGGACGAGCGCAAGGCGGCCAAGAACGCCGACCAGGAGCGCCAGCUGCGUCGUCUGGCCAAGAAGAAGGCCAAGGUGGCUGCCGCGCACACUGACAAGGGCCGAGUGGACCUCACUGCCACCAAGGCUGAGCGCAAGAGCCGGGACAAGAAGGUCAAGGCCAAGAAGGGCCGUGUGCGUAGCUCGCAUGCGUUGUCCAAGAUGAAGGGCCAGCGCCAGGCGUGAUUGUAGGAGGUGCCUGGGAGCUGGUUGGUGAGGAGUGGGUGUGGUGCAUGGGUUGGGUGGAGGCGUGGAGGACGCGCCUCAAUGUUUGUGUUUGUGUUAUUUUCUGAUGCAUAUUGGCGUGGCGCCGCCGCAUGAC
This is a messenger RNA of Vanrija pseudolonga, 1902 nucleotides long. It is a transcript of the gene NOP12, whose product is annotated as Nucleolar protein 12. The record is from RefSeq and is a predicted model, not a curated record. Bases 36 to 1766 code for a protein of 576 amino acids. Gene Ontology annotation, cellular component: nucleolus. Lineage: Eukaryota; Fungi; Basidiomycota; Tremellomycetes; Trichosporonales; Trichosporonaceae. Gene Ontology annotation, biological process: ribosomal small subunit biogenesis. The transcript is spliced from 4 exons. Gene Ontology annotation, molecular function: rRNA binding.